AUGGAUAAAUCAUGGAUUGGAAAGCCACAGACCUCAAAUGAAUACUUGCUUGGUUUGGAUAAAUUUCUUGAUUUUGCAUUUAAAAAUGCGGCUGUGGAUGAUACAAUCAGAUGCCCAUGUCCCAUGUGUUGUUUUGGCAAGUGGAAAACUAGAGACGAAGUGCAGGAUCAUUUGGUUUGCAAGCCAUUCCCUCAAAAUUAUGUUAUUUGGAAUAUUCAUGGUGAGAAAAAGCUAUUAGAGUCUUCUGGAGAUAGAGUUGUUAUGCAAGAGACGUUCCGUCCAGAAAAUCCAAUAGAAACAAUGAUUAGUGACGCAUUUGGGCAGUAUAGGCAGCAAUCGGCUGAUGUAGGAACAUCUCAACCAUUUGGUUCAACUGAAACAUCAAAUGAGGGGCAUAGGGAGGAUACUGGUGACUUUCGCGACUUUCUCAAAGAUGCAAGUGAAACACUGUAUGAAGGGAGCAAGUAUACAAAGCUAGAGUUUUUAAUAAAAUUGUAUCAUAUAAAGGUCUAUUGUCGAUUAAGUGACAAGGCAAUGACCAUGAUACUAGAUUUAUUGAGAGAUGCAUUUGAAGAUGCAAAGUUACCUCCUUCUUUUUAUGAGGCCAAAAAAACAAUUAGCAAACUUGGCCUUGACUACACCAAUAUACCAGCAUGUCCAAAUAAUUGUAUGUUAUUCUGGGAAGGUGAUUCUGAAUUGGAAGCAUGUAAGCAUUGUGGUACAUCUAAAUGGAAUCCAAACAAGAAAAACAAGCAAGCUGCAAAGGUUUUGCGUUACUUUCCAUUGAAACCAAGGUUGAAAAGGUUAUUUAUGUGUCGCAAGACUGCUGAGCAUAUGAGAUGGCAUGCUUUGGACAGUAACUCAGAUGGGUUGAUGAGGCAUCCAAGGGAUGGUGAGGCAUGGAAGACAUUUGAUCGAACUCACUCUGGAUUUGCUUCUGAUCCUCGAAACGUUCGGUUGGGCCUCGCUAGCGAUGGUUUUAAUCCUUUUGGAACAAUGAGUACUACCUACAGUAUUUGGCCAGUCUUCUUGAUUCCGUACAAUCUUCCUCCUUGGAUGUGUAUGAAGCACACCUCUUUCAUCUUAUCAAUGAUCAUUCCAGGCAAGCAGAUGCCUGGAAAUAAUAUAGAUGUGUACUUACAGCCUCUUGUGAAGGAAUUGUGUGAGUUAUGGAAUGAUGGUGUUGAAACGUAUCCUCUCUGGCUGGAAUACACAUACUGGUUUUGCUUGCCCAACUUGUAA
Molecule: messenger RNA, 1242 nt
Organism: Solanum stenotomum
Lineage: Eukaryota; Viridiplantae; Streptophyta; Magnoliopsida; Solanales; Solanaceae
Exons: 2
Coding region: 1-1242 (413 amino acids)
Source: RefSeq, a predicted model, not a curated record